AUGGAGCUCAAACUCCACACAUCAAUGACUUCCAUUCCACGUGCAAUCUUCACCCAUUCCUCUUCCUCCAUUCCUUUUUGUACCUAUGCGGUUCUCGAUGCUAGCAGAUUGAUUGGGAUGUACUGUAAAUGUGGUAGUGUGAAGAAUGCAUGCCGAGUGUUUGAUCAAAUGUUGGACAAAAACAUUGCUUCAUGGCAUUUGAUGCUUGGUGGGUACACGAGUAAUGGUUUAAGGUGUGGUGGUUUAUUGGUUUUCCAGCAGAUGAAGCAAUCAGGGGUGUCAUCUGAUGGGGAAACUUUUGAGUUGGUUUUGACUGCAUUUGUCAUUGAAUUUCAUACAUUCUAUUUUUUUGAUAGGAAUGAUGUUGAGCUACUUCAAGAAAUCAUCAAUCUUGUGCUGAUGACGUUGAGAAAUCAUACAGUAGAUUCAAAAGGGCUGGUUGGCAUUGACAAACAAGUUGCACAUUUAGAAUCUUUGUUAAAACAAGAGUCAAAAGAUGUCUGUGUUAUCGGAAUUUGGGGUGUGGGCGGUAUUGGUAAGACAACCAUUGCACAGGAAGUGUUUAGCAAAUUAUAUCUGGAAUAUGAAAGUUGUUGUUUUUUUGCAAAUGUAAAGGAAGAAAUAAGAAGACUUGGAGUAAUUUCUUUAAAAGAAAAACUAUUUGCUUCAAUAUUACACAAAUAUGUGAAUAUUAAAACACAAAAAGGAUUGUCCAGUUCUAUUAAGAAAAUGAUUGGCCAAAAGAAGGUGCUUAUUGUUCUUGAUGAUGUGAAUGAUUCAGAGCAGCUGGAAGAAUUAUUUGGAACUCCAGACUGGUAUGGGUUAGGUAGUAGAAUUAUUAUAACAACUAGAGAUAUAAAAGUUCUUAUAGCCAACAAAGUUCCUGAAAUAUACCAUGUUGGUGGAUUGAGUUCCUGUGAAGCAUUUCAGCUUUUUAAGUUGAAUGCCUUUAACCAAGGUGAUCUUGAAAUGGAGUUUUACGAGCUAUCAAAGAGGGUGGUUGAUUAUGCCAAGGGCAUUCCAUUAGUUCUUAAAAUAUUGGCUCAUCUUCUUUGUGGAAAAGAUAAGGAGGUAUGGAAAAGUCAACUAGAAAAGCUUAAAGGAAUCAAGAGUAACAAUGUUCAUGAUUUUGUGAAACUUAGUUUUGACGAUCUACACCAUGAAGAACAAGAGAUUCUUUUAGAUCUUGCAUAUUGUGGAAGUCAUAAUGCAGUGGUUGUUGGGUUAGAAAGGCUGAAAGAAAAAUCUCUUAUAACUAUUUCUGAAGAUAAUGUUGUAUCUAUGCAUGAUACUAUACAAGAAAUGGCAUGGGAGAUUGUUUGCCAAGAAUCUAAUGACCUUGGAAAUCGCAGUCGAUUAUGGGAUCCUAUUGAGAUCUAUGAUGUUUCGAAAAAUGACAAGGGGACUAAGGCAAUUAGAAGCAUAACAACACCUUUGUCAACAUUGAAGAAUCUGAAGUUACGUCCUGAUGCAUUUGUUAGGAUGAGCAAUCUACAAUUUUUGGAUUUUGGUAAUAAUUCUCCUUCUCUUCCACAAGGGCUUCAAUCUUUGCCAAAUGAGUUAAGAUAUCUUCAUUGGAUGCAUUACCCUUUGACAUGCUUGCCAGAGCAAUUUUCUGCUGAGAAGCUUGUUAUAUUAGACUUGUCAUGUAGCAGAGUGGAAAAAUUAUGGCAUGAAGUGAAAAAUCUGGUGAAUUUAAAGAAUGUUAAAUUCCGUUGGUGUGUAUUGCUGAAUGAGCUUCCAGACUUCUCAAAAUCCACAAAUCUCAAGGUACUGGAUGUUAGUUGUUCCAGUGGGUUGACUAGUGUGCAUCCAUCUAUUUUCUCUCUACACAAGCUUGAGAAAUUGGACCUUAGUGGAUGCAGUUCCCUCAUCAAAUUUUCAAGUGAUGAUGGUCAUUUAAGCUCCCUACUUUAUCUCAACCUCAGUGACUGUGAAGAACUAAGGGAAUUCUCAGUGACAGCCGAGAAUGUGGUUGAACUAGAUUUAACCGGCAUUCUCAUCAGUUCAUUGCCCUUGUCUUUUGGAAGUCUACGAAAGUUAGAAAUGCUACAUCUAAUACGUAGUGACAUUGAAAGCUUGCCAACAUGCAUCAAUAAUCUUACAAGACUGCGAUAUCUUGACUUGAGUUGUUGCAGCAAUCUCUGCAUUCUACCGAAGCUUCCCCCAUCCCUUGAAACUCUACAUGCUGAUGAGUGUGAAUCACUGGAGACUGUAUUGUUCCCUUCCACGGCAGUUGAACAAUUUGAGGAAAACAGGAAACGAGUUGAGUUUUGGAAUUGCUUAAAGUUGGAUGAAUUUUCUCUGAUGGCUAUUGAGUUAAAUGCGCAAAUCAAUGUAAUGAAAUUUGCAUACCAACAUUUAUCAGCACCAAUACUUGAUCAUGUGGAAAAUUACAAUGAUUACAAGGAUCUCCAUGAUUCUUAUCAAGCAGUGUACAUGUAUCCAGGAAGCAAUGUUCCAGAGUGGUUGGCAUAUAAGACUAGAAAGGAUUAUGUAAUUAUUGAUCUCUCUUCUGCUCCACCUGCUCAUUUGGGUUUCAUUUUCUGCUUCAUUCUGGACAAGGACACGGAGGAGUUUUUGGAUCCUGCAUUGCAAUUUAGCAUCUCUAUCAGUAAUGGUGAGAAUGAAUGUAAAAGGGACAGUGUUGAAAUACAAACUUCUGGGCCAUAUUCUAUGAUUUAUUCGGACCAUGUUUGUGUGUUGUAUGACAAACGAUGUUCUUGCUACCUGAACAACAGACUUAAAAGUCUGGCAAAGUUUAAAAUCAAAGUAUCAUGGCUUACAGAUGGUGAACGGUGGGAGGCGUUAAAAGGGUUUGGGGUCAGCCCAAUAAACACCUCAGUAUAUCACAAUUUUGUUCAACAAAUGGAACUGUGCGACCAAGGUUUUAGGCCGGUGUUGAAGCGAACUCCAAAGAAAAGGAAAAGGGUGAUCAGAGAACAUGAUAACCUCUAGCAGUUGAGGUUGUGUACUAAUGUGGAAAUGGAAUAUGGGCAGAAGGAGUACAGAGAGAGGAAGUAAAUUAAUUGGACAUGCCUGAAGAUACAAAGCCGAGCUUUUGCAAGUUCAAUUUUACAAAAUGCAUGUAUCAGGAAUCUUGUGUAUGUCUUUUUAUACUUUCCUUGCAAUAGCUGCACUAGUUCUCUGUCUUUUGAUUUCUAGCAUUUGUCAUUAUAUCAUUUUCCUAUCUAUGUAUAUUCUUGCUGAUAUAUUGAAACAUUCACAGAUCUGAUUUGGCAUGAUAGUCACUUUUUUUAUUUUAUUCUCUCUUGCUUCUCUGUUGCAGCUGGCAGAGGAUAGAAUAUAAUGGGUUGUAUAUAAUAGUUUUUGGAUAACAAAAGUAAAUUUCAUUUGUAAUGAUUGUGAUUGCAUUUUUAAUCUUAUCAUUUUCUUAUUUUCAAUGUUGGGAAGCAAAAGUGGACCAUCAUCCAUUAAAAAAAGUCACAUUUUCUUACUUUUGUGUUUGCUAAAAAGUCAUUUUCACGGUUAUAAGAAGACAUAAUAUGUAUAUUCUAGCACUAACAGUUAGAUCACUGCCCUUCCAGAAGAUCAAUAUGGACAACACUAGAUUUAAAAUAUGGCUGCACUAUUAUUGACAUUUAUAUUCUGUUACAAGUAGAGAAAAUGAUAUAAUGGGAGGAAUCAAUUUUAUUGGGUGGCCUGCAUACUGCUAGAUAAGGUUUUGUGUUUUUUUUUAUACUAGAAAUGUGAAUUUGUCAGAAGACAUACGCGUAAAUGUCUUUUAGUAUUUUCAUAUUGUUCAAGCAAGAAUCAAGAUUUUUUUACUCUGAAGUGGGACAUGUAUCAUCCUUUCCUAUUCAUUUCCUCAAGAAAAGAAAAGAAAAGAAUGAAGUGAAAAAAGAUAGUUGUUGAAGAGAAAAGUUUAAGUACAUGUAGAAGAAAUUUGAGGAAGCAUUUCAACUUCUAAAUCAAAAGGAGCUUAUGAGAGGACUCUAAACUUGGUAAGCUUUCAGGAUGUGUUGUAGAUUGGAAAUGACAUUUUGAGGAGAUAUGAGGAGAAUUUAAGUCUCAGAUAUUUUCUUUGAAGUCAAUGAGACUAAGGGUGGCAAUGUAUUUGAGGAACUGGGGCAAAAUAUUGAAAUGGUAUUUCGAUGAUCUCUAAAGAAAAAUCCGCAUUGAAGUAACCUAUUGAAAGGAUGUUUUCCUGUGGAGAUAAUUGAAGAUUCUAUAUUACCCAUGCUUUUCUAUGAAUACAUAGUAUAAUUGUU
Molecule: messenger RNA, 4232 nt
Organism: Glycine soja
Lineage: Eukaryota; Viridiplantae; Streptophyta; Magnoliopsida; Fabales; Fabaceae
Product: disease resistance-like protein DSC1
Exons: 7
Coding region: 1-2958 (985 amino acids)
Biological process (GO): defense response
Molecular function (GO): ADP binding; protein binding
Source: RefSeq, a predicted model, not a curated record